Molecule: messenger RNA, 7940 nt
Organism: Chiloscyllium plagiosum (whitespotted bambooshark)
Lineage: Eukaryota; Metazoa; Chordata; Chondrichthyes; Orectolobiformes; Hemiscylliidae
Gene: map3k4
Product: mitogen-activated protein kinase kinase kinase 4
Biological process (GO): protein phosphorylation; MAPK cascade
Molecular function (GO): protein kinase activity; ATP binding
Source: RefSeq, a predicted model, not a curated record
GGGGGAUAGAAAACAGUUGACCUGUUCCUUCCCACGCGAAUAACUGCAGUGAAUUGAUGUAUUCGAGUUAAUGUGCUUCAGGUUGAUCAGACAAUGGGAAAUGAACACAGAGGUGUGCACACACCUGGAGGCAGUGUUUUCAGUUGUUGUUGUUGUUGUUGUUGUCCGUCUUGCUGCCCUCUGCCGGCUGUAGCCGGUUGCCCUAGUUACCACAUACCGGUCGCAAGAUGGCCGCCUCGGUAGUAGAGAGGCGCCCGAGUGCUGGCUGACGACUCAGUCCCUGCAGCUUGCAGCCACUGGGUGGACUCCCACCAUUUGUUUCAUUUUUUGCCUCCUUCCCCCUCUCCAGAAAACUUUUGAGUGCUUCUCUCUCUCUCUCUUUUGAAGACGGCAGCAGCAACAACAACUGGUCAUGGCGUGCACUUUGCACCAGUAAGGCUACCGACAUGGAACCGUCCGAGCUGCAGCCGCCUCAAAUGCAAAGGGAAAACAAAAAAUCAGGGGAUGUAGCUUCUGAAGAUAUUGAAUCAGAUGAAUAUUCUGAUGAAUCUAGCAUUGAAGGUUUUUAUGGAACUUCACCACCUAGUACCCAACGACAGAUAAAACGCAUGUCAACUAAACAUCACAGGAAUAACGUUGGGAAAACAGACAGUCGCUCUGGUAAUAAAGAAAAGGUGACUGUGCCAAAGCAGCUGACAUCUAAAGACAAGAACAUUGAAAAUGUAACUGUAAUCAGUGAUAAGCAUGGGAAGAAACAACGCUCCAAUAUGCGAACAACAGAAAGAGACCAUAAGCAAACAGUGCAAUGUGCAUUUAUGUUAGACCCUAUCACUGGGUCUUCUGCAAAGAAUUCAGUUCCUAACAAGCCUUACCUCUGCCUUAGCUGUAGUAACUCCAACUCUCCAGUCUCGGUGCCCGUUAACAGGCCAACACGGCAAACUUCUAGAACAGAUUGCCCAGCUGACCGCUUGAAAUUCUUUGAAACUUUGCGAUUACUUCUUAAGCUUACCUCAGUUUCUAAACGAAAGGAGAAGGAGCAGAGGGGUCAGGAAAAUACCUCUUAUGAAUUGAACAGAUCAAAUGAACUUAUUUGGCUGGAGCUACAGGCCUGGCAUGCAAGUCGUAGCAUAAGUGAUCAGGAUGUUUACCUAUACACUGCGCGCCAAGCUGUCCCUGAUAUUAUUGAUGAAGUUUUGAACUUCAAAGUAAAUUAUGGAAAUCUCUGUGCUUGCAAAAGGGAUGGUUAUGCUGAUGCUGCUGGAGAUGAUGAGAUUUUUCAACAGAAGACUGAAUGUUUUAGGACUUCAGGAACACAUGUCUUUGGUCACAGUAAUUAUCAGGAACACAUCCAGUGUCAGAGAGUUGCAUUUGAGCAGGUUAAAAGUAUUAUGGAGCUGCUAGAGUCUGUGGAAGCACUUUAUCCAUCAUUGCAGGCCCUUCAGAAAGACUAUGAGAGGUAUGCUGCAAAGGACUUUCAAAGCAGAGUGCAGGCGCUCUGCUUAUGGCUAAACAUAACUAAAGAUCUGAACCAGAAAUUGAACUUAAUGCGCACAGUCUUGGGCAUUGAGAAAUUACCAAACAUUGGCUGGCCAGUGUUUGAAAUUCCAUCUCCUCGUCCUUCUGGAGCAAGUGACCCAGAUGAGGAAGAGGACAAUAGUGACAACUGCUCACAGACUUGCCUGUUGGAAAAUGAAGAUGCGCUUGGACAUGAAGAUGAAAUCACUGAGUCAGAAAAUGACAGAGAAUAUAGUGCAUGUAAGCACAAAGCAGGGAUACAUGUUCAUUUUCAGUCUUUGGAUGGUCUCCCAAAGAAAUUUGAAAGAUCCAUGUCUGAAGAUGAAGCACCAUUAAUGGGAAAUCAGACUGCUGAGUGCCCAUCUGACACUAGUGUCAACAGAAAUUGUCAAACCUCUAUUUAUAGGCCUUUUGUUGAUAAAGCACUGAAACAAAUGGGAUUACGGAAGCUCAUAAUGAGACUUCACAAGUUAAUGGAUGGGUCCCUACAAAGGACUCGAAUAGCACUGGAGAAAGAUGUUAGUACACUGGAGUUCUCAGCUGUUCCGGAGCCUUUGAGCUGCCAUGACUAUCUUCCUGAAUUGUCUCACAUGUCUUCCUGCACAGAGCAGAAAGGCAGUACUGUGUCCUGGGAACAGCUGGAGGCCAUGGAACUCCCAUCUUUCCAGCCUGCCUACUUGGUUUUAUGUCGUGUUCUCCUCAAUGUUAUUCAUGAAUGCUUGAAACUGAGGUUGGAGCAGAGACCUGCAGGAGAGCCAUCAUUGCUCAGCAUUAAACAGUUAGUCAGAGAGUGCAAGGAAGUACUGAAGGGUGGCCUACUUAUGAAACAGUAUUAUCAGUUCAUGCUGCAUGGGAUCAUGGAUGAAUUCCAGCGACAGCAGAAGGUUAACAGCAAUAUUGAUGAAUUUGAGGAAGAUCUACAUAAAAUGUUGAUUGUUUAUUUUGAUUAUAUGCGGAGUUGGAUACAGAUGCUGCAGCAUUUACCCCAAGCUUCUCACAGUCUGAAGAACCUUCUUGAAAUAGAAUGGAACUUUACCAAAGAAAUAACCCCCUGCAUAAGAGGAGGAGAGGCCCAAGCAGGCAAACUCUUCUGUGAUAUAGCUGGAAUGUUACUGAAGUCCACUGGAGAGUUCUUAGAUUCUGGACUUCAGCAAAGCUGUGAUGAAUUUUGGGCAAGUGCUGAUGAUAGUACUGCAUCAGAUGAAAUCAGAAGGUCUGUUAUCGAGACUAGUCGCGCAUUAAAAGAGCUCUUUCAUGAAGCUCGGGAGAGAGCAUCCAAAGCUCUAGGAUUUGCUAAAAUGCUAAGAAAGGACCUAGAAAUAGCAGCAGAAUUUACUUUGUCAGCUCCUGUGCCAGAAGUUUUGGAAGCUCUUAAAACAAAAAAAUAUGUCCAGGUUCAAAUCCCUGGUCUAGAGAACCUGCAUAUUUUUGUUUCAUUUGAGCUUGCAGAGCGAAAGUCUCAAAUACUUCAGCUGCUUAGUGCGACAGCUGGCAAGGACUGCUCAAAGGAAUCCGAUGAAUCAGUGGAUGAAGCUUGUUUGCUUCUCAUAAAAGAUGACCCUAAGGAUAAAGAGCAGGAAGAUAAUUGGAAAUUGUGGGGAGGCCAGUCAAUCAAAGUACUGCCACAGGUAGAAACUAUGGAUACAUUAAGAAGUAUGGAGAUUAAUAAUUUAUUGUUGGUCGUCAUGCAGUCUUCCCAUCUUGUGAAUCAACGUAAAACAUUUCAACAAUCCAUACAAAAUCUAAUGUCUCUGCACCGUGAACAAACAUCCAGCCAGCCUGUUAUAGCCAAAGCUUUAGAACAGCUGAAGCAAGACGCAUUGUUGCUGUGCAAUAAGAUUAGCAAUGCAAUUGAUAGGAUUGACAAGAUGUUUAGUUCUGAAUUUGAAGCGGAAAUGGAUGAAUCUGAACGUGCAACUUUACAACAGUACUACAGGGAAACCAUGAUUCAAAGUUAUAACUUUGGUUUUGAGUAUCACAAAGAAGUUGUGCGUCUAAUGUCUGGAGAAUUCAGGCAGAAAAUGGGGGACAAAUUUAUAAACUUUGCUAGAAAAUGGAUGACGUAUGUGCUCACAAAAUGUGAAAGCGGAAGGGGAACAAGACCCAGAUGGGCAACUCAAGGCUUUGAUUUCCUUCAGGCAAUCGAAGCAGUAUUUAUUUCAGCUCUUCCAGAAGAUGACUUUGUGAGUUUGCAGUCUCUAAUGAAUGAGUGCAUCGGUCAUGUGAUAGGAAAGCCUCAUAGCCCUGUGACAGGAAUUCAUAGGAAUAGUCCUCGUCCUAUCAAAGUACCUCGAUGCCAUAGUGACCCACCAAAUCCUCAUCUCAUCAUCCCGGCACCUGAGGGAUUCAGCCCGAGGAGUCUUGGCUGUGAAGUGCGGAACCAAUGUGUUGCUGCUGUUAUUCGUUCACCUCCUAUAAUUGGUGACCUCAAUCUCGUCAAAUCUGCAAGCACUGCUAAUGAAUUAAGGGGUUCGAGUGUCCCUGAAAAUGACCGUCUAGCGUCCAUAGCAGCUGAACUGCAAUUCAAGUCAUUAAGCCGACAUUCCAGUCCCACUGAAGAUCGUGAGGAACCUAUAUAUCCUAAAGGAGAUCCCAGUGUUAGUGCACGCAGAAGCUGGGAGCUUCGCUCUCUGUUAAGUCAGCCAAAAGAUAUAGCUGCUAAGCAAAGUCGAAUUGACAUUGUUCGCAAGUCAAUUAAAUCCUUUGAGGAGCAACAGAACCAGCAGAUGAAGCAAAAGAAUAUCAUUGGCCAAGUCUGUGACAUUCCGAAAUCUUACGAUAAUGUCAUGCAAGUUGGAUUAAGAAAAGUAACAUUUAAGUGGCAGAGAGGAAACAAAAUAGGUGAAGGACAGUAUGGAAAAGUGUACACUUGUAUUAAUGUUGAUACUGGAGAACUAAUGGCAAUGAAGGAAAUCAGAUUCCAGCCAAAUGAUCAUAAAACAAUCAAGGAGACAGCAGAUGAAUUGAAAAUUUUUGAAGGCAUCAAACACCCUAACCUGGUACGGUAUUUUGGUGUAGAACUGCAUCGGGAAGAAAUGUAUAUCUUUAUGGAAUAUUGUGAUGAAGGCACACUAGAAGAGGUGGCGAGGCUGGGUCUACAGGAACAUGUAAUACGAUUGUACACCAAGCAGAUUUCUACUGCAAUCAAUGUACUGCAUGAACAUGGAAUUGUACACCGAGAUAUCAAGGGUGCCAAUAUCUUCCUCACCUCAUCGGGUCUGAUCAAACUGGGGGACUUCGGUUGUUCAGUAAAACUGAAGAAUAUCGCACAGACCAUGCCUGGUGAAGUGAACAGUACCCUUGGCACUGCUGCUUACAUGGCUCCUGAAGUUAUUACUAGAGCAAAAGGUGAAGGGCAUGGACGUGCUGCAGAUGUUUGGAGCCUGGGGUGUGUCCUUGUGGAAAUGGUCACAGGCAAGAGACCUUGGCAUGAAUAUGAACAUAACUUCCAAAUAAUGUACAAGGUAGGAAUGGGUCACAAGCCUCCCAUCCCGGAGAGAUUAAGUCCAGAAGGCAAAGAUUUCCUGUCUCAUUGCCUAGAGAGUGAUCCAAAACACCGGUGGACAUCUAGUCAACUCCUAGAUCAUCCAUUUGUUAAGGUUUGCUGUGAUGAAGAAUGAAGCUGCCUGAACAAGGGCUCUAGUGGUCUCCACAACACACGAGAAGCAAUCACUACUGCAAGUGCCAAGAACACUGUACAACUAAGGGUCGUACUGACAGGGGUCAUUGUACCACUGCUUCUGUGAAGCUGAUAGGCCAAGACUGCACAUGUUGGGCAAUUGACUGUCUAGCAAUUUAAAAUAAGCUGCAUGCUCAAUUGGAAGUGCCAUUACUACUGUACAGACUGUUGUGGGUUCCUGUUCUUUUGCCCCACCCCUUUCACAUUUGGGAACUGUAAAACAAAUCUGUAGUGUGUCAGUUUUCUAUAGGUUCCUUCCCAUUUUGUGUUGUUAAAUAUUCUGAUUUGUAAAAUGUUUUUAUCUCCUGUUUGUUGUGCUAUAAACACCUAUUAUACUGUGGAUUAAGAAUGCACUGACUCCCAAGAACGUUUGCAUAUCUGAGUUUGUUAUGGAAGGAUGUAGACUGAUUAAUGAAAUACAAUUGCUUUCCAAUAAAUUCUUUAUUUUAGGAACGUUGUGUUGAUGAAAAUGUACAUUGAGUCUCUCCAAUAUGUGAUUCAAGCAACAUGGCCACAGGCCUCACCAGUGACAGUUUUGUUGAUAGUCUUCAUAUAUGGGAUAAAAAUGCUACUUUCAGCUUAGUUGAUUUAUCUGACCUGUAACAGUAUCCUUUGAAUUAUUUUAGCCAGGUUCAUAUUAACUUAACUGAUGCAUAUUUUCUUAGCAUAGUGAUGUCACAGCAUUGUCUGUCUUUAUUCAGUAAGGCAUUGAUCAGUUUUAUGAAAUGUAGUUAUGAAAUUAUUCAAGUGUCAUUCUUUCUUCCUUUUACAAUGUGUGUUCUUUGAAGAUAUCCAAAUUGAGGUAGACAAAUUUUAAAGUUUAAUAAUUUGGCACUGUUUGCAAUAUUUAUUUACAUUCAUUGAUCAAGGAUAGUGCAUCUUAUUUCAAAAAUGUCAGUAAACCAAUGAAAAUACAUUCCAUUUUAAUUAGGUAACAUAAACAUUUCAUAAGCUAAGUAUUUCUGAGACAAAACAACUCAUUAGUAACCGGUUCCAGUUACUGUGAUUCUUUUGUAUUGGAAACAUAACAGCAAGUUAAUUUCAAAAUGCUGAGAGUGCCAUUUCUGAAAGCAAGCACCUAAAUCAUUAGUAAUGAACUGCCAAAUGAAAAAAAGCUUCAACAGGAUUCAUGUGCCUGAAGUUGAGGAUGAAGGGUCUACUUUGUGUCUCUUCAGGAAGAGAAACCUGAAAAUGUAUUACUCAGUGUCUUCAACAGCAACUCUACUCCUACGUGGUCACAGUCUAUACCAGCACUUAUUCUCCCAGAAGCCUUCAAACAGGAAUUACAAUAUCACUACUCCAGAACUGACAAAGCCUGUCUUUUAGAUACAAGUGAGCAACUUUUAGAUACAAGUGAGCAACUCGAUAGCCACUUUGUUGGGGCAGUUAAGCUUGUUGUUUGGAGUCACAAAUAAACGACACUGGGUAAAGUUGAAAGGGCAGACUUCAUUCUGCAAAGAACAUUGCUGACCCCAUUAGAGUUUGCGAUAAUCCUGUUGCUUAAUGAUCAUUUUUAAUUUUAUUUCUAGACAUUUUAAACUAAAUGAAAAUUCUCAAACUGACCUGCUGCACUUUGAAUUUAGAUUUUGUAGAUUAUUAGCAAAAUAACAACUAAUAUAUUCCACAUCCUAAUAAUUUUAUAUUAAAGAUGAGUUUGAUCAAUUAAAUAUGCUAUUUACAUCAUGACAUUUAGCAGUAACUCUGCAUUUUUCUUGUCUGAUCAUCAAAGUGCCAUCAAUUCAGUAAAAUUAUCACUUUUAAUUGAUUGUAAUAAAAGAGGAGCUAUGACAACUGUUUCAAUUAGGUAAAUUGUUUAGGCAUAGGAAAUUGAGUUUUGGUGUCAUGAAUGGCAUCAAUCGCACCUUAAUUUCCAGGGACUUAUACACAUUAAAAUGAAAUCUACAACAUAUUAGUCUCUAGAAAAUUCCAUUGACUAUUUUAGAUCCGUAUUUGAAUGGAUAGAAUGUUGAUUGUUUUUCAGCUCAUGUUCAUCUUAAUGUUGCUGCUUUAAAUGAAAUAAGCUGAAGUUCACGAUAUGAAACCGCUUCUUUGUCGGGGCCUGAUGUACUUCAUUCUUUGUCCAGUAGUGACAGUAUGCCAUUGUUGCAAUGGUGCAGUUGAUCACUGUGUCCUUGUUACAGAUGUAAAUUUUGCCUUCAAAUUGCUGCUUUGAAUUAUUUUCAUUUUUGUCAGAUCUCAGACUAAGUGCAAUUUUUUUUAUUGCUGUCUGGUAUUCUAGGUUUUGAUGUGUUUUUUAAAAGUUGGGAAAGUGUUUUUGCUGGUUAUUAUUUAGUAUUUGGAGCAUGUGUUCAGACAGCAUUUUAAGUAUAUGCAUACACAGCUAGUGGUAGACUAUUAUCUGGGAUUGCUGCUGCUUUGAGGCACCGUCUGCAUCAUGGAGUAGGGUCACAAGUAAGUUAUUCUGUUCAUUUUGACUUCUAUUUUGGCCAGGCAGGCCUCAAAUCAGCUGGGUAUGUGGGAAUUGGCUCAGAUGGUUUGUAUGAAUGUCCCAUAAUGUUAGUUUAUUAUUUGUAUAUUAAUCCGGCUUUGAGUCUAGCUGAUUUAAAGUGUGGAAGGGGCAGCAUUUAUGCAAUAGUUGGGUUUGGGGGGAAGAGAGGGACGUUGAUUAUUCAGAUUAAUUGAUCGGAAAUUGAGAAUGGCAGAAUAAUGGUUUGUCCAACUGCCAGACUGGAAAGAAGAGUCUUACUGGGGUGGUGGGGGAAGAGUGGAGAGAUGACAGGGUGAA